Messenger RNA from Penicillium concentricum, 1584 nucleotides. RefSeq lists its product as uncharacterized. The record is from RefSeq and is a predicted model, not a curated record. Lineage: Eukaryota; Fungi; Ascomycota; Eurotiomycetes; Eurotiales; Aspergillaceae. Gene Ontology annotation, biological process: GPI anchor biosynthetic process; protein processing. Gene Ontology annotation, molecular function: mannosyltransferase activity. The transcript is spliced from 5 exons. Gene Ontology annotation, cellular component: glycosylphosphatidylinositol-mannosyltransferase I complex; endoplasmic reticulum membrane. The coding region runs from base 1 to 1584 and encodes 527 amino acids.
AUGAAACGAAGAAUCACCUUUAUCCAGCGCGUCGAUGCCGGAUUCGACCCGCAGCAAGCUGUGUUAACCGCGUCAUCCCUCUCCGUCCGUAACCUGGACGCCGCGCGGGAGGAUCGCAUUACGGUCGGACUGGACGAGCUUCCAGAGGAGUUGCGUGCUGUCCUCGAGCAAUCUCAUGAGCUCCACCUCCGCUGGGCCUCCGAGAGGUCUUUCGAUGCUGUCGCGCCAUUCAGUAGCCGGGUUUCACCUGGUCUGCAUGUGCAUUAUACUCCGCUCAAGUCGGAUUCAUCUUCGGAGGCACUGUGCACGCUGCUCCGCACGGUAGUCGCACCCAACAAAGACGCUCAAUUUAAGGAUUGUUCGAAGCCGGAGGAUUCGUUCAUUACAACCCCGCUUAUCUCGACACGAUUCGCUUCCUCGGCCUCCCUACAAUAUUACACCCACCUCCCUUCCAUCCAGUCUCUGGUCCAAUAUAUUCAGAAUACUGUCUGUGACCAGAGUCGUGCAGAUGGCCCCGAGUGUCACACCCGGGCCAAUGCUCUCCUCUCUGCAGACUCGGUCGACAUCGACUAUGACAGCAUUUCGCACGCCUUAACUUUGUCCGGGCUCUGGACCAGUCCACCGACGGGCGGUUGGACGGAUCAAUUUCAGAAGCCAGCAUCCGAUGCCGAUCAAAUCGAGUUCGGUCUCUUGGGCGCCGAGGCAGGGCUUGAGCCAGAGGAGAUCAAGAUGGGCGGGCUGUUAGCUGUUGUCGGACAGGACGAGAAGCUAAAACCAACCAUGUUCUCAUUCCCCUCCCGCCAUCAACCUCUCACCGAGCCAUCGAGUUACACCGUCUCCUUCGCUUCCCCAACUGGUCUACAUCCAACAAUGUCCAUAUCCAUGCCACGAUCAUCCCUCAAACGACCCCAAGCACCUAGCGACGCAACCUGCGCUCUACACACAUACCUCACCCUCCCCUCUACCAUCUUCGGAGAUCAAUACCAGCUCGCAACAACAGAUCCCCUCUUCCUCGAGUCACACAAUCUCGUAGCCCUGCGUGCCUUAGCAGGUGAAAUGGACCUCGAAGCCCCAGACUGGGUUGUCCAGCGCUGGGGCUCAAACUGGCUUAUCGAACUAGCAACCCCACCAGAAGCCGAAGACGCGGCUAGAGUACCAGACCCCUCAAAUUGGACCGCCACUAUACCUCUACACCUACGCUACCUGUCACCGUCCGAGACAGGACACCGCACUGCCCACAUUCCCUGGCCCGUCGUCUUCUGGGCCUGUACCACCGAGGAUGGCACGAAGAUGGGUGUGAACCCCUUCGACCGCAAAAAUCUCGGCUGGGACGGCUUGUUCGGUCCGCGAACCAUGUUCUACCAGCUUCAGCCUGCGGGUGAUCGUCUUCUUGAGGAGAUCGAUGUGCCGGUUCUACGAAUUGAGGGCGGGGAUGGCUACUUCCAGAGUAAAUAUAUCGAGUUUGGCACCUGUGUGGCUAUCUCACUUGGAUUCAUGUGGGUGCUUUGGCGGCUUAUUCGUGUUGCUUGGUCGUCUGGACUUGGAAAUAAACGGGCUGAGGCUGCACAUGAUAAGAGAGAAUGA